AUGACGGUGCAGCAGGCGGUUCCGGUCCCGGCGAUCCGCGAGGCGGUGUCAGGUUGGACGAUCGGCCCAGCCUCGGCUAAUCGGGGAAGUAAUGAUCGUCUUGAUCAGACCAUCCAGAAGUAUCAUGAACAGAAGAAGGCAUCGAACGGCGAGGACAGCUACGAUUCGAUCGUGGAGCUGGCCAGGGAGAUCAAGGCUGCAAUGGAUCGUGACAAGAAGCUCCUCGAGGAGCCGAAGCAGAAGCCGCCCCUCUGCCCCGGCGCCCCGGGGGCAGCCGCCGCCGCCUCGCGCGGCUCCCCGUCACCGGCCCGCGGCCCUACGGUGGGCAGCCGCCCCGCGCGGUUCGCCGCGACCGCCGCUGCCGCCCCGCGCCCCUCUGCCCCGCGGGACCCCGCGCGGCUCUGCCCACGGCCGCGCGCACCUCUACCUUGCAGCCCUAAGCCGCGCUGCGGCCCACCGGUGCCGGCCCCGUGGGCCCCAGCCGCCGCCCUGAGAUCCCACACUGCGGCACAGUGGCCCGCCGACGCCGCGUGGCCCGCCGCCGCCCUGCGGCCGCCCCGAGGUCACACGCCGUGGCCUCAAGGCCUGCCGCCGCCCCCAAGCGAGGUCACGCCACGGCACCGCGGCCUGCCGAUGCCCCGCUGCCCGCCGGCGCCCUGCGGGCCCCCGCCGCCACCCGAGGUCCCACGCCGCGGCCUCGAGGCCCGCCGCCACCCCCAGGCCCCAUGCAGUGCCCCGCGGGCCCCGUUGCCGCCCCCCAGGCCCCACGCAGUGCCCCCGCGGGCCCCGUCGUCGCCCCUGAGGCCCCACGCCGUGCCCCCGCUGCCCACCGCCACCCCUGAGGCCCCACACCGCGGCCCCGCGGCCCGCUGCUGCCCUGCAGGCCCCCGCCACCGCCCUCGAGGCUCCACGCCGUGCCCUCGCGGCCCGCCGCCGCCCCCGAGGCCCGACGCCAUGGCCCUGCGGCCCAAUACCGCCCCACAGGUCCCCGCCGCCACCCCCGAGUCCCCAUGUCGUGCCCCCAUGGCCCGCCGCCCCCAUGGUCCACCGCCGCCCACAGGUCGAUUGCCUAUUCCUGGAGAUGAAGGUUACGAUGAAUGUGAGCUUGAUCGUACUAUUCCUAAAGCAUUUCAGGAAGAUGAGUGUAAUGGACCCUUUGAAGUUGAUAUUGGGAUGGCACUUGACAGAUUAGAUGGUGACACCGGUGAUGUAAUAGUUUCUGAGCAAGAAGAGGAAGGUAGGGGUGCAGAUGAGGAAGAAUAUGUCGCGAAUGUGGAUGGCGAUGGAGAUGGAGGUAGUGGAGAGGGAGAUGGGUGCGAGGACAGAGAAGAGUGCGAGGAUAGAGAUGGAUAUGCAGAGGAGGAGGAAGAGGAGGAUACUGCUGCUGAACCUUUGUUCAGAAUGGUCACAAUUGGAGGUGUGCUUCAACCUGCAUUGAAGUGGGAGCACUAUAAGCUGCAAUGGGAUGAUCAGGGUGUCAUGACUGCAAGGUAUCAUUUGCCGGAGGGGGAGGAGCAGUGCCUACAAGAUAGGGCUCAUUCUGUGUUCGACAAGGCAGCGACGAAGGUGGAUGAAGAGAGCUAA
Panicum hallii is the source of this 1584-nucleotide messenger RNA. RefSeq names its product vegetative cell wall protein gp1-like. Bases 1 to 1584 code for a protein of 527 amino acids. The transcript has 8 exons. NCBI's taxonomy places the organism in Eukaryota, Viridiplantae, Streptophyta, Magnoliopsida, Poales, Poaceae. The record is from RefSeq and is a predicted model, not a curated record.